AUGUCAAAUGAAAGCCUUUGUAAUUAUGAUCCAACUCAAUCACCUUUAAUUGGUUUUGCACGAUCACUCGCUUUCGAAUAUCCAAAAAAUCAUCUUAGAUUGAUUGAUCUGCAAUUCCCGUAUAAUAAUACAAUGAGUUCAAACUUGGUUAAUGAUAUAAUACAUGAAAUUGAUUAUGUUACAUCAUCAACACCUGUUACUAAACAAGAACAAGAAAUUGUCCUAUUACAAACAUCUGAUAAUCUUAUACAACGAUACAAAAUCAUUUAUGAAGAUAUUCAACAACCACAAGUAGAAAAACUAUCAAUCAAACGUAUUAUUCAUCCAAAUAUUGAUACAGAUCGAUUUCAUUUGGUUUAA
Molecule: messenger RNA, 360 nt
Organism: Didymodactylos carnosus
Lineage: Eukaryota; Metazoa; Rotifera; Eurotatoria; Philodinida; Philodinidae
Source: the annotation of a GenBank genome assembly